Molecule: messenger RNA, 1087 nt
Organism: Penaeus vannamei (Pacific white shrimp)
Lineage: Eukaryota; Metazoa; Arthropoda; Malacostraca; Decapoda; Penaeidae
Source: RefSeq, a predicted model, not a curated record
CAGGUAUAUAAGAAGCGGUAACCUCAGAUUUUCAUGAGAACUACGUCCUACAGCUAUGAAGAUCCUUGUGCUGUGUAUUUUGUUGGCUUCGUGCCUGGCGGAGGAGAUGCCCCAGGGCUCUGAGGACCUCACUCGGGUCGCCAUGGACGUUGCCGCGCAGGGCGAGGAGGAGGUGCUUCCGCCGGGCCCAGAACCGCGAGAGGAGCUUCCGCAGCAGGAGCAAGCUGAGCCUGAAAAGCUUCGCAUAUACAUCGUCCCGCACACCCAGAGGCCUCGCGUUCCUCAGCGUCCAGUAGUUCCCUUCCCUCUGGCAAGGUUCAACACGCCCUUCUACGGCACGCCGUACCCUCGCCCCUUGGGCCAGCCCUUGGUGGUCCCGACAGACCAGAACCUCUUCCGCACACACCUUCCGCAGGUGCCCGGCGAGGUCAAGGGCGACGGUGAGCUGGUCAUGGAGCACCCUCUGGCCCGCGUCGUGUACCUGAACUCGCCCACUUACAGCCCUCACUAUGUCUUCGACCCUCUGCAGGGCCAGGUCGCGCAGUCGCAGUACUUCAUUGAUAAGAAGAGCUGCCUCAACACCCCCGUGGCAGCCUUCUGUCUCACCAAGCCUGUGCUGAACAUCUAAUGGCCAUAAUUCUCUUCCAUCAUUGGAUGUUAUCGCGUACAAAGUGAAACCUCGCCUCUAUAGAACUUCAGACUGUGUACAUGUUUCUGUGUUUGUGUUCAUCAUACAUGUUCAAGAUUCAUGAAUUUGCGUUGUGAUCAUCUGCCAUUCUUUAUCUCCAAAUUACUAAACGCUUCCACCUCUUACUCUAAUAAUUGCAUGUCAGACCCAGUCAGGGGUUUAAGUUAUAUAACAUAAACAUGACAAAGUAAAUAAAGAAAUAAAUGUUCAUACGGACCACAUACUCGGGUUUGGCAAGCAUCUGACAUGUGUUGAGCGAGCGGCCGAGUGUGUCACAGCGCCCGGCCGGGACAAGGCCCGAGCCCAGGGAUGCACGAGACCCUCAGGAAAUGCGAAACAUACUGUGGUACAAAUACUAAUAUUAGUGUCGACGAUGACAAUAAAAAUAUAAAUAAUUUG